Molecule: messenger RNA, 1149 nt
Organism: Sus scrofa (pig)
Lineage: Eukaryota; Metazoa; Chordata; Mammalia; Artiodactyla; Suidae
Source: RefSeq, a predicted model, not a curated record
AUGAGUCUAAUCAAGUGUUCGAAGUCCAAUGGGUCCCUGCCCAAAGGGAACUUCUCCCUUGUCAGGAAGGUUGUCCACCUCAACCUUGGGCCCACCUUGGAAGAAAGGCCAGCUUGCAGUGGGGUGCCUGGUAUGCCCCAGCAGGCCCUCAGGGCCAUCAGCGGGGUGGGCAAUGUGCCGGGACAUCCCCCGCCAGGGCAUCCCUCCAGCGGCCAAGACAUCUCCAACUGCGCUGUGGGUUUAGCCCCGCGAUGUCUUCUUCCUUUUCACAGAAUCCAACUGAUGCAGUACGUCAUCUACGGCAUCGCGUCCUUCUUCUUCUUGUACGGGAUCAUCCUGUUGGCAGAGGGCUUCUACACCACCAGCGCAGUCAAGGAGCUGCAUGGCGAGUUUAAGACAACCGCCUGUGGCCGCUGCAUCAGCGGGAUGUUCGUUUUCCUCCCCUAUGUGCUGGGAGUGGCCUUGCUGGGGAUGUUCAGUUUCUCCACCACAGUGCUGGUAUUCAUGCUGUACAACAUAUGGUCCACCUGUGAAGACAUCAGCCCCCAGAGCAAUGGGACAGCCAGGGUGGAGCAAAUCUGCGUGGACAUCUGGCAAUACGGCACCAUCCCUUGGAACGCCUUCCCCGGAAAAAUACGUGGCUCCGCCCUGGAGAACACCUGCAACACCAACGAGUUCUACAUAUCCUACUACCUGUUCAUCGUGGCCUGCGUGGGAGCUGGUGCUGGCCUGAUCCACUUCUUCAUGAUACUGUCUUCUAACUGGGCUUACUUAAAGGAUGCAAGCAAAAUGCAGGCUUACCAGGAUAUCAAAGCAAAGGAAGAACAGGAACUGCAAGAUAUCCAGUCUCAGUCAAAAGAACAACUCACUUCUUACACACAAAGGUCUGCCAGAGGGUCUCAGCCGACGAGUUGACAGCUCUGACAAAUCACCAGACAGCUGCUCUGCAGUCCAGAUGUGUUCCCCACCCAACAAACUCAUGUACCAGUCCCAACACUUCAUUGUCUGUCUCAAGCUGCCAGGGUGUGUUUCUAGGAAAACCUUCCAGUACGUAAAUCUUUUUCUUUAGAACAGAUAUCGGAGGUGUCACGUGAGCCAUUUUAAAAGGCAACACUUUGACAAAAUGAUGGUUCAUCCUUUUGAACCUUG